Penicillium brevicompactum is the source of this 945-nucleotide messenger RNA. Its product is annotated as 5'/3'-nucleotidase SurE. The coding region runs from base 1 to 945 and encodes 314 amino acids. Gene Ontology annotation, molecular function: hydrolase activity. Gene Ontology annotation, cellular component: P-body. The record is from RefSeq and is a predicted model, not a curated record. The transcript is spliced from 3 exons. NCBI's taxonomy places the organism in Eukaryota, Fungi, Ascomycota, Eurotiomycetes, Eurotiales, Aspergillaceae.
AUGCACAUCCUGGUCGUAAACGACGAUGGGCCCCCCAGCACCAAACUCUCACCAUAUGUCCGCCCACUAGUCGACGAACUCAAAUCCAAGGGCCACACAGUCUCGGUAGCAAUCCCAGCAGCCUCCCGCUCCUGGAUCGGCAAGGCGCAUCUAAUCGAAGCCAACCUCCAAGCAACCGCCGUACACCCAGAUGCCUUCCUCCCCGACGGAACCUGGGAUGAGGAAUUCCAGUCCCCAAACCCGGAUGACGACUGGGUUGUCAUCACCAACGGCACACCAGCCAGCUGCGCGCAAUUAGGGUUAUACAACUUGUUCAACGAGCGCCCACCAGUUGACCUCGUGAUCUCGGGACCUAAUCACGGCCGCAAUGCUUCGACUAUUUACAAUCUGUCAUCUGGGACAGUCGGCGGAGCACUGGAGGCUGUUUUCUGUGGGAAACGCGGAAUUGCGAUCUCGUUCGGCAGUAAGGAUCCGCAGAGUGAUGAAGUGAUUGCGGCGGCGGCGAGACUUGCUGUGCGCCUUGUUGCGCAUUUGUGUGAGGUUUGGGAUGAGAGGGUUGAGCUUUAUAAUAUCAAUGUUCCGAUGCGCGUGGAUGUUGAAGAUCGGCCUGUGCUCUAUACGAGGACCUUGCCUUAUUAUUGGAAUCGGGGCUGUUUGUAUGCGGAGGUGGGGAAGAAGUUGGUUAAUGGGCACAGUGAGACGAAUGGUGUGAACGGUGUGCAUGAUGAGACGCAUGAGACGAAUGGAGUCAAUGGGGUUUCAAAGCCGAAAUCGAGGCAGUUCAAGUGGUCUGCUGAUUUGUCUGAUAUGAAGAAGACGCUGGAAGAGAGUGAGGUGGGGACGGAUGCGCAUACCGUGCUGAACGGCUCGACCAGCGUGACUGCUCUCCGAGCCAACUUUUGGCAUGUGCCGGGGCUGGAAGGUCCACUGGAGCUGGAUUCUUGA